Messenger RNA from Cinara cedri, 324 nucleotides. The record is from the annotation of a GenBank genome assembly. Lineage: Eukaryota; Metazoa; Arthropoda; Insecta; Hemiptera; Aphididae.
AUGCCAUGUAUACCCUUACCACCCGAACCUAUUUUUACAAGAUGGAGAAUAUGGUUUUUCUAUGCAAAUAAUUUUAAAGAGUUUAAAAACGUGAUUGAAAGUUUAACAGAUAAUGCUACAAGUGUCGAAAAGUUGAAUCCGCUCGUACAAAAUAAUGCAGUCAAAUGUGGUUUAGCAUGCAUAAAAUUAUACUUAUCCAAGUUAUCCAUGAAUCUGAAAAAUUUGGAAGAAUCUAACAGUGAACUACUGAAAAGCAUGGAUAUUUUUAGAAAAAUUGUAGAUAUUUUAACAAAUAUUCCUGGUCCAAAUGGGAAAAAAAAUUAA